Molecule: messenger RNA, 2015 nt
Organism: Branchiostoma belcheri (Belcher's lancelet)
Lineage: Eukaryota; Metazoa; Chordata; Leptocardii; Amphioxiformes; Branchiostomatidae
Product: centrosomal protein POC5-like
Exons: 12
Coding region: 146-1867 (573 amino acids)
Cellular component (GO): centrosome
Source: RefSeq, a predicted model, not a curated record
CCAAUCAGGAGCCUCCGGACACCGGAAGAUAAUUUUGAAGUCGCCAAAACGCGGAAGCGUUUGUUUUCUUCACUUUUUGCGACAUUUUCUCUCUUUUAAACGCGAUUUCUGAGGAAAAAGUGAAGGCCCUCCUACAGUGUCCGCGAUGUCCAGUAGUUCCAACGACAGUAACGUCCCGUCGGUGCCGUCAGACUCUCCCGGUAGCUCCGUGUCUACAGGCAUGCAGGAGGAGUAUGAAGAGCUGCUUAGAUAUGCCGUGGUCACGCCUAAGAUUGAUCCAAGCCUUCUUCCCAGACCCAUUGAGGAAAUCAGUGGCAUAGAAGAUGAGAGGUCAGAGGUCAACACAGGCACCCAGGCCAGGCUGUAUGAUGAGUCAUCAGUGACUACAGAGAGUUCAGAAGGAGCCACAGCGAGAAGGGUGGAAGAGAUGAAGGCCCUGCGGAGGGAAGACCUGACCCUGCCGCAGCCCGGCGCACCCCAGCCCCAGCGCCCCACCAGUCUCCCAGCAUUCCUCACUUCACCCGGGGCAACCCCUGGGCAACCUCGGGUGUCAGCUAUCACCCCAGGCCUCUCCAUACGCUCCACUGAUGUGGCUCCGCCCGAGACGCCACAGAGCGAAGAAUCGUCGACGGUCAGCGAAUGUUCUCCGUACAGCGAGCGGUCAGCGGCGUCGCCGGCUGUGGACCAGGAUGUGGCCAGGAUAGAGGCACAUCUGGACAACUGGGCACUGGACCUCAAGAGGGGCGUUCUGGCUGAGUUUACGCAGGCCAAGAUUGCUCUGAUCGAGAGACACCGACUUGAAAUGAGGGCAGAGCAGGAAAGACAUGCCCGAGAGGUGAGCCAGCUGCAGAACGAGAUAGAGAGCCUAAAAGAGCUACUCCACACGUACGAGCAGUCCAUCCAGCGGAAGGACCAGGUCAUCUCUAACCUCACACAGGCGCUGCAGAGACAGAAGGAAAAGUUUGACAUGCUGCGGGCCAUGGUGCAGUGGAAGCUGCGACACGCUGACGAGAGGAGGGAGGCGUUUGCGAGUAACCUGGCCCGUAAGCACUAUGAACAGAAGAUCUCAGCGCGUGUCUGGUCAGCCUGGCACGGCGUUAUCGAGGCCAAGUGGAGGCAACGUGUGGAGCGGGCGUGUCAGGCCAAGGCCCAGGAGGUCUGCAUGCAACUGACUAAUGAUUACGAAGCAAGGAUAUCAUCAUUGAAUGAAGCCCUAGAGGCGGCACGGAAUGAGGUAAGCCGUCUCCACGGUGACCGAGACCAGUACGAGGAGACGAUGAAAAAAGCGUUCAUGCGUGGUGUCUGCGCCCUCAACAUGGAGGCCAUGUCCAUGUUCCACCAGGGCGAACAGGGAGGUAGGCCAGCAGACCCCCAGGCUGAGGAAGGGGGUACAGUAGUGCCCCACGAGGAGGUGUACCAGUCAGGACCCCCCCAUGCAGCCCCUCCCCGCGUGGUCACCAGCCAGCAGCCCCCUCCCAGACCCACCGUCAGCUUCAGUACUGCCAGACCUGCUACCAAAACUGCACCGAGCUCAAGGUCAUCCACAGCCCAGAAGCCGGGGUCAAGGACAAUCACAGCCAAGGUCACAGCCAAGCAAGAGGGCCCACGACUGGGGCAUGCUGGGAAGGGUCCGGUUGCCAUGGGACUGGCCCCGCCCAUGAGUUCAGUCAUGGUGGAGAGGCAUCAUCCUGUCACUCAGCAAACUAUUGGGCAUGCCACAGCUGCGCGGUAUCCCAGAAUGCCUUCCCAGUCCCAGCAGCCUUUGCAGCAGUCCCAGUCUGGGAUCUACCAGAGAAAGGUCGCAGGUCAAGCUGGUAAAGUUCAUCUGGGGACACCGAAUGUUCACUCUGUUAAAGUGGUGCAGUAGUUUCCAUGAAAAGUGAAGUAUAUUAUUAUUAUUAAAGUUACGUUUACUGUUAAGUUUACUGUUCAGUUCUGCCAGGGUAUUAGUAGUUCAUUGACACAACAUUUUCUGUAUCUGUAUAGCCGGUAUAACCGCCUUUCGGCGUAACACA